Messenger RNA from Ogataea philodendri, 945 nucleotides. RefSeq lists its product as uncharacterized. The record is from RefSeq and is a predicted model, not a curated record. The transcript has a single exon. Lineage: Eukaryota; Fungi; Ascomycota; Pichiomycetes; Pichiales; Pichiaceae. The coding region runs from base 1 to 945 and encodes 314 amino acids.
AUGUCUGCCAUAACUGAAAAAAUGGGUAAAAAAAAAGAUAAGACUUUUGAUUUAUUUAUUAUGCUAACCGAGGAGCAACUAGCGCAGUUCCACAGAGACGGGUGUCUGGCCAUUGAGAAUUACCUGGAUGCAGACACGGUGGCCAGUCUGAACAAGGAAAUAGCCACGCUGUUGAACAACAUCGACCUCAAAUCCCACCCAUUGACCAAAUUCACCACCCACGAAGACGAGCAGCAUGUUGGCAACGACUACUUUAUCAACUCGUCCGACAAGAUCCGGUUUUUCUUCGAGGUGGACGCCUUUGAAGACGGCGAGCUGACAAAGCCGGUUCCUCGGGCCAUCAACAAGAUUGGCCACGGACUACAUCUGCAUAACCAGGCGUUCAGGAACGUGACAUUGACCAAGGACGUUGCAGACAUCUGCCGGCAGCUGGAAUUUAAAGACCCGCGCGCACUGCAAAGCAUGGUGAUUAUUAAGCAGCCAGAAAUCGGGGGCAAGGUUCCUAGCCACCAGGACGGCGAGUUUCUAUACACAGAGCCGCAGUCGUGCAUUGGGUUCUGGUUUGCGCUGGAGAAGUGCACUUUGAGCAACGGAUGUUUAAGCUUUGUGCCUGGAUCCCACAAGAAAAACGGGAUAAUCAGACGAUUCGUCAAGGACUUCGAGAACGGAGGUACCAAAUUUGUGGACCCGGUCUCGCUGCGGGACACUACCGCAUGUUUCGACCCCUCGGAUUCGGACUUUGUCAAUGUGGAAAUCCCGGCCGGAACUCUAGUCCUGAUCCACAAUCGGGUGCUCCACAAGUCCGAAAAAAACCUUUCACAGCUCUCCCGAAAUGCCUACACUUUCCACGUGAUUGACGGGACUGCCAAGUACGACGAGCUCAAUUGGCUGCAAAUGCCGCCAGAACGGCCCCAGGGCGCGGCUAACGUGCCAAGAGUAUACUAA